This is a messenger RNA of Dipodomys ordii (Ord's kangaroo rat), 518 nucleotides long. RefSeq names its product keratin-associated protein 4-3-like. NCBI's taxonomy places the organism in Eukaryota, Metazoa, Chordata, Mammalia, Rodentia, Heteromyidae. The transcript has 3 exons. The annotation marks the transcript as partial. The record is from RefSeq and is a predicted model, not a curated record.
CUGUGCUGGAUGCCUGUGACCUCCUGCAGCUGUGCUGGAGGUCUGUGUCCAUCCUGCAGCUGUGCUGGAGGUCUGUGUCCGUCCUGCAGCUGUCCUGGAGGCCUGUGUCCGUCCUGCAGCUGUCUGUGCUGGAGGCCUGUGUCCGUCCUGCAGCUGUGCUGGAGGCCUGUGUCCGUCCCGCAGCUGUGCUGGAGGCCUGUGUCCGUCCCGCAGCUGUGCUGGAUGCUUCUGUGCUGGAGGCCUGUGUCCGUCCCGCAGCUGUGCUGGAGGCCUGUGUCCAUCCCGCAGCUGUGCUGGAGGCCUGUGUCCGUCCCGCAGCUGUGCUGGAGGCCUGUGUCCAUCCCGCAGCUGUGCUGGAGGCCUGUGUCCGUCCCGCAGCUGUGCUGGAGGCCUGUGUCCGUCCCGCAGCUGUGCUGGAGGACUGUGACCUCCUGCAGCUGUCUUGGACGCCUGUGACCUCCUGCAGCUGUGCUGGCCAGGCUCCACCCCUGGCCUGCCGACAGCCCACACUCGGCUGA